Molecule: messenger RNA, 624 nt
Organism: Ustilaginoidea virens
Lineage: Eukaryota; Fungi; Ascomycota; Sordariomycetes; Hypocreales; Clavicipitaceae
Exons: 3
Coding region: 1-624 (207 amino acids)
Source: RefSeq, a predicted model, not a curated record
AUGCAGAUUGACCCUGAGGCCAUGAAGCGGGGUGGGGCUGUGGCGGCGCUGUGGCGGCGCUACCAUGGCCACGCCACGCCACUAGCGCGCUCUUAUCCAGGUCGCCGCCCCCCCCAACCUCUUUUUCUGGACGCCCAUGGCCUGAUUUCUGUCCCAAGAGGCGUCUUGGUCCUCGCCUUUGUCCGGGCCAAAACCACGGUGGUGGCCGUCGUUGACAGGUGCUCCCAUUCCUGGGAAUCGCAUCGAGCGGAUUCAAGUCCCCGCCUCAAGCGCAUGAAUCUGACGUUCCGUCACCAGCCAGAGUCGUGCACCAGGCGGACACGCGCCGGACCACCGUGGCCACCCACCGUCCAAGGGAUGCUCGGCACCGUUGGAGAUCAACGGCACAUUACGCCAAAUGAGGGCUUACCGGCAUCAGAAUCAGCAGAAAGAGAUGGAUGGAUCUAUUCGACCGCCGGUCUCCACACGGCCACACACGCUUUUGACCAAGUCGAGUUUCCAGCCUUACUUCAACCCUGGCUGGAUACCGAACAGGCACGCCAGGAUUUCAAGACGCACGCGGUGACGGAUGAGCUCAAACUCAAGACCCUUGGCCCCCUUGGCCCCCUCCCCCCUCCCUGCUGA